UAUUUAUUUAAUCAUGCUUAAUAACAGAUAAAUGAGGGAAUCUGAUUUACGUUCGUGGAGUAGAAGAAGAAUCUAAUGCUUUAUCUUUAUCACUGCACCGGUUUACCACUCCGCUGAUUGAUACAAACUGACCAAAAAUGGAAGCUCUCAUCUCCCAAUUCACUUUCCUAUCAGACCAGGCUUUACACGACAAGAACUUCGACCCAUCCGCCAUUGAAGACCUGAUGAAGCUCUUCGAGAUCGAAGCCUACAGGUCCUGGGCGGCGCUGGAACUCGAGCAGGAAAAAGAGGCGCACGAGGCCCAGAUCUCCCUCCAAGAAGCCGAGGAGCAUCUGGAUUCAGCCAUGGAGGCCGCCAUGGACGAGUUCAGACGGUUCGAGGAGGAGAUGGAGCGUCUCUGCAAGGCGGAAAUGGAGAGUUUGGUGGAAACUGGUGAGAAGGCGAGGAAGAUGGGUGAUUUCAUGGAAAAGGCUGCAACUAUUGCUUCAAAAAAAUACAUGGAGGCUGCUCUCAGCUCUGCAACUGCAUCCAUGAAAGCUGCUUUUAAAGGGAUUUCUUCUCGCAAGGUUCAUCCUUCUUGAAAAACCCUUUUCAAUUUCUGCUUUCUUUAUAAAAUACUUGGAUCUGUAAUGUUCUUUUCUGAUAAGGAAAUCCCAUUUAGCGUUUUUCGAAACUAUACUUGGAUUCCACUUUUUUUUUUUUUUUCCCUCUGUUAAUUAAAAGAAAAAAAAAAAAGGAUCUGUAAUGUUCUUUUCUCCGAUCAACUUUGAAAUCUAUUUACUUUCUCAAGUUCAUCUUUGAUCAGAAACCCAGUAGCAGAAUUGCUUCUGGAAUCCCUAAUGUUAGUAAUAAUAUGAGAUAUAAAGAAAACCCAUUUGAUAGAACACUUGAAAGUUUACUACUUUUCUUUAAUUAAAUAAAAUCUGUAUGUUUUUGAGUGCAGAAA
Molecule: messenger RNA, 946 nt
Organism: Carica papaya (papaya)
Lineage: Eukaryota; Viridiplantae; Streptophyta; Magnoliopsida; Brassicales; Caricaceae
Gene: MEE9
Product: maternal effect embryo arrest 9
Source: RefSeq, a predicted model, not a curated record